GGUCGCUUCGCUUCCCGUGAUCGUGACUUCCGGUGCCCUCCAGCUGGCCAGUUUGACAGUGGAAGAAGGACAUCGAAAUCAUGGUUUUUGAAAAGAAAAUGAUCGCUUACGGCGAACCCGAGGAGGACGAGGAAGAAGAGGAGGAAGAAGAGGAGGAUAUGGUGGAUCCUCUGGAAACACUACGACAGAAGUGCGAAGAGUCCGAACACUGCAUGCACACUCAAGCGCGUCUGGAGAAGUGUGAGACCAGAGUUGGUUCUCGGUCUGCAACAGAGGAGGAUUGUACUGAGGAACUGUUUGACUUCCUUCAUGCCAGAGAUCACUGUGUGGCGCACAAACUCUUCAACUCCGUGAAAUGAAGCUGUUGCUGCUCCCAACAUUCUUCUGAUGCCGUAAGAAAAAAGAGGCUUUAUAAAAAUCCUCUGGUGGAUCUUCUCUGUUUUGCUGAUUUAUCUGAUCCUGAUCAUGUGAUGAGACUGGUGUGUUUGUCUGGGUCGAGUCCACAUUUCAUUAAAAUGUUUGACUUGCUCACCUCACUGUGUUGAAGGUAACCUUUGUCUCAGAACAGAACUGAAUAAAAAAAGAACCUUU
This is a messenger RNA of Synchiropus splendidus (mandarinfish), 591 nucleotides long. RefSeq names its product cytochrome b-c1 complex subunit 6, mitochondrial (gene uqcrh). Lineage: Eukaryota; Metazoa; Chordata; Actinopteri; Syngnathiformes; Callionymidae. The transcript has 4 exons. Bases 81 to 359 code for a protein of 92 amino acids. The record is from RefSeq and is a predicted model, not a curated record. Gene Ontology annotation, biological process: mitochondrial electron transport, ubiquinol to cytochrome c.